This is a messenger RNA of Leptosomus discolor (cuckoo roller), 2175 nucleotides long. The record is from RefSeq and is a predicted model, not a curated record. Lineage: Eukaryota; Metazoa; Chordata; Aves; Leptosomiformes; Leptosomidae.
UUCCUCCUGGGGGAGAGCGAUGUAGGCCAGAACCGUGCCGAGGCAUCCCAGCGGGCCCUGGCCGAGCUGAACCCCCGUGUGGUGGUGGCGGCUCACACCGGGGAGCUGUCAGAGGCCUUCCUCGCCUCCUUCCAGGUGGUGGUGCUGACCGAGUCCUCGCUGGAGGAGCAGCUCCGCAUCGGGGACUUCUGCCAUGCCCGGGGCAUCUGCUUCAUCGUGGCCGACACCAAGGGGCUGGCAGGGCAGCUGUUCUGUGACUUCGGGGAGCACUUCAUCGUUGAUGACCCAACAGAAGGGGACCCGGUGUGUGCCACCGUGCAGCACAUCUCCCAGGGCAACCCAGGUGUGGUGACAUGCAUGGGGGCAGAGGACAGCCACAGCCACCUCUUCUGUGACGGUGACUUGGUGACGUUUUCUGGUGUGGAGGGGAUGACAGAGCUGAAUGGCCAAGAGCCCAUCCCCGUGCGUGUGCUGGAUGCCUUCAGGCUGGAGAUCAGCGACACCAGCUACUUCUCACCCUACCGCCGCGGGGGCCUGGUUUCGCAGGUGCGGCUGCCCCAGGUGCACUCCUACGUGGAUGCCAAGCGGGUGCUGGAGCUGGCAUGGAACCUGGGGGCGCAGCAGGGUCCUCUGGAUGAGGACAUUGUGCGAGCCUUCGCCAGUGUGAGCGCGGGGGACCUGUGCCCCGUGGCUGCUGUCGUCGGGGCCCUGGCAGCCCAGGAGGCACUGAAGGCCAUCACUGGGAAGUUCCUGCCCCUGGACCAGUGGUUGUACUUCGACGCCCUGGAGUGCCUGGCGCUGGAGGGGGCCGCACGGCUGACAGAGGAGGACUGUGCCCCGAGGGGCUCUCGCUACGAUGGCCAGAUCGCUGUCUUUGGAGCCGGAGGUGCAGUGACUCUGCCCCAGCAGGUGGGAGCUGGCGCUAUCGGCUGCGAGUUGCUGAAAAACUUUGCCAUGAUGGGGCUGGCAGCAGGGCCAGAUGGGGAGCUCACCGUCACUGACACGGACACCGUCGCCCUCUCCAACCUCCAUCGGCAGUUCCUUUACCGCUCAGCAGAUAUAUCGAAGCCAAAGUCGGUGGUGGCCGCAGCAGCUGUGCAGCGCAUGAACCCCAAUGUCAGAGUGACAGCUCACCAGAACCAGGUCGGACCUGCCACCGAGACACUCUAUGGGAAUGACUUCUUCCGGCGCCUGGAUGGCGUUGCCAGCGCCCUGGACACGCUGGAGGCCCGUGCCUAUUUGGAGAGCCGCUGCCUCCGCUGCCUCACGUCGCUGCUGGACUUGGGCACGGAGGGGCCACGGGGGAAUGUGUUGGCCAUGGUGCCCCUCCUGACCAAACCGCUGGAGCCGGCCGGCGCCCCUGGGGAUGGCACCUUCCCCCUCUGCACCCUGCGGUACUUCCCCUGCACCAUCCACCACACGCUGCAGUGGGCCCGUGAUGAGUUUGAGGGGCUCUUCCAGGUGCCUGCGGACCACGUCAACCGGUUCAUGGAAGACCCAUUUUUUCUGGAGCAGCUGCCAGCAGGGAAGGCCCUGGAGGUCCUGGAGCAAGUGCAGGGGAGUCUGCAGGAGCGGCCACGGGACUGGCAGGACUGUGUGCUCUGGGCUCGCCGGCACUGGCAGAGCUCCUACCACGAUGCCAUCGUCCAGCUGCUGCACACCUUCCCCCCGGAGCACGAAACCAGCCUGGGUGUCCCCUUCUGGUCAGGGAGCAGGAGCUGUCCCCAUCCACUGACAUUCAACCCUGACAAGGAUACCCACCUGGAGUACAUCCUGGCCGCUGCCCACCUCUUUGCCCAGGCACACAAGGUGCCACCAUGCAGUGACAGGGUGGCCACCCAGACCAUCCUCCGCAGCGUGGUCCUGCCACCCUUCGUGCCCCAGGAGGGGCUCCAGAUCCCCCUCACAGAGGAGCAGGAGACAGCACAGGUGCCUGAGGACCAUGGGCGGCUGGUGGAACUCACCCAGGACCUGGUGCAGUGGAGACAGGAGCUGGCAGGGGGUGAGGAGGCGCACGUGCCCCUGAUGGAGCCCAUCCACUUCGAGAAGGACAACAAUGUCCACGUGGACUUCAUCAUGGCAGCGUCCAACCUGCGCGCAGAGAACUACGGCAUCCCCCCUGCUGACUGGCUGACAAGCAAGCGGAUUGCCGGGCGGAUCGUGCCUGCCAUCAUC